Pseudophryne corroboree (corroboree frog) is the source of this 1517-nucleotide messenger RNA. RefSeq lists its product as uncharacterized. The coding region runs from base 156 to 1112 and encodes 318 amino acids. NCBI's taxonomy places the organism in Eukaryota, Metazoa, Chordata, Amphibia, Anura, Myobatrachidae. The transcript is spliced from 3 exons. The record is from RefSeq and is a predicted model, not a curated record.
UAAGAGAGGAAGGGUCUUGACAGGAGGCUGCUGUCUCGGAACUAUUUCCGUGGCUCCGCCCCCUUGCCCGUCCGUAGCCCCGCCCCCUUGCGACACGAAGCGGUCAGGACACAGGCUGACCAGUUUGGGGUGGAGGUGAAUGAGCAGCCGGAGAAAUGGCUAGUGAGCAGUAUCGUCAAUUCUGGGCAGGCUUCAUUGAAAUUUAUCAGGAGAAUGAGUGCCUGUGGAGAGUGAAGAGCGCGGACUAUUCCAACAGGACCAAGAAGAAUAGGGCAUUUCAACAGUUGAUCGAGUACAGUAGAGGCCAAAACAGUUCUGUGGACAUUGCUUGGGUGAAGAAGAAGAUUGCUAAUUUCCGAACAGUCUUCAUAAAAGAACACAAGAGGGUGGAAGAGUCACAGCGAUCCGGAGCCGGGACAGAUGAGGUCUAUAAGCAGACACUGUGGUACUAUGACCUCUUCAAGUUCACGUUGGAGCAGGAGCCGCGGACAAGGUCACUGGGAAGCCUGGAUCCAGAAUCUCCAAUCCUCAUGGAAGAGGAGGCCCAGGAGAGUCUGGAUCUGGAUCUUACCCAGGAGCUGGAGGUGGAGCAGUCGACUCCGGAAUCUGCAGAGGUGGUCGAGUCUGAGGAAUCUGCAGCACCUCAGUCACGUCCUCCCACACGACGGAGGACAUCCAGGAGGGUCACCUCUGCCGCCUACAGCUCACAGCAUUUUUUUGCACAUGCUGAGGAGGUUCUGAAUAGGUCCCCGGAUUAUGAACAAACCUUUGCCAAUUUCAUUGCGGCGGAGAUGAGGCAGAUGACUGAGGAUCAAAAGAGGAUCCACAAGUGCCUGGUACUUGAUGCUACCACACGCGCCAUCGACCGGACACUGGUCGAUGAGUGUGAGAUAGUGCCACCUGCCAGACGCCAUCUCCAAAAUGUUCCCCCAUCCACCUUUCCACAUCACCAUCCCAUGCAGUAUGCGCCGGGAAAUCCUCCUCAUCAGAUGUCUUAUUUUCCGGCGGGACCCACACAGCCCAGCCCCUCCCCUCAGCCUAGCACGUCGUACUCCGACAUGCCACCUUCACAGGCAUCGGUCCUGGGCGACCCUCGUUUUUUUAAUUUAUAAUUUUGUUUUUCAGCCCGGUUUUUUAGUAAGUGUAAAAAUCUGUUGUUGACCUUUUCCUACACUGUUGCUCCAAGUGAACUAUACUGAGGUCUAUAGUUCCACAGCGUUGGUUUUAUGACAUAAUUGUCCCGGACUUUUGAUCGUUGUGAUGAGUCCACUCCUUGUGCUCCUUCAAGAGACUGUUCGGAAAAGUGCACUAUUUCUCCUUCACCCAGUGCAUGUUCGCAGCACUGUUAGUCUCUACUGUACUGUUGUAAGAGUUCUGCCCGAUUCUUCUAAUGUUCUGUUGGGAUAGUCCGCGCAAAAAGGGCACUUAUUCUCAUGAUACAGUCAAUGAAGCCUGCCUAGAAUUGGCUGUAUACUGUAUUAUUUUCAAAUUUUAUAAAGUUUUGCAAAAUCAACAAA